AUGGCCGGUGGAGGAGAUGGCGGCGGCCUCGAGCUCGCCGCCGCCGCGGAGACGACGCUCGACGGGACGACGGACCACUCCGGCAAGCCGGCGGUGCGGAGCAAGACGGGGACGUGGCGGGCGUGCCCCUUCAUCCUCGGCAACGAGUGCUGCGAGCGCCUCGCCUACUACGGCAUGAGCUCCAACCUCGUCAACUACAUGAUCGACCGCCUCCACCAGGGGAACGCCGCCGCCGCCAACAACGUCAGCAACUGGUCGGGCACCUGCUACAUGAUGCCCCUCCUCGGCGCCUUCCUCGCCGACGCCUACCUCGGCAGGUACCGCACCAUCGCCGCCUUCAUGGGGCUCUACAUCGUCGGCCUCACGCUGCUCACCAUGAGCGCGGCCGUCCCGGGCCUUAGGCCGCCCGACGCCGCCGGCGCGGCCCCGACCGCCGGGCAGAGCGCUGCAUUCUUCGCUGCGCUCUACCUCAUCGCCGUGGGCACCGGCGGCAUCAAGCCCUGCGUCUCCUCCUUCGGUGCCGACCAGUUCGACGACGCGGAUCCGCGCGAGAGCCAGAGCAAGAGCUCCUUCUUCAACUGGUUCUACACGUCCAUCAACAUCGGCGCUCUGGUCGCGUCGUCGGUGCUCGUCUGGAUCCAGAUGAACGUGGGAUGGGGCUGGGGCUUCGGCAUCCCCGCCGUCGCCAUGGCCGCGGCCGUCGCCAGCUUCCUGCUGGGGAGCAGGCUGUACAGGCACCAGAGGCCGGGGGGCAGCCCGCUCACCCGGAUGCUGCAGGUGGUGGUGGCCGCCUGGAGGAAGAGGAAGUCGCCGGUGCCCGCUGACCCGUCCCUGCUCCACGAGGCGCCGGCGUCGGCGUCCGCCAUCCAGGGCAGCAGGAAGCUGGAGCACACGGAGCAGUUCCGGUGGCUCGACAGGGCCGCGGUGUUAACGGAGGAGGAUGACACGAUGAACAAUGAGAAGUCCAACCCGUGGCAGCUGUGCACGGUGACGCAGGUGGAGGAGCUCAAGAGCGUGGUGCGGCUGCUGCCGGUGUGGGCGACGGGCAUCGUGGUGUCGGCGGUGUACAGCCAGAUGAGCACAAUGUUCGUGCUGCAGGGCAACACGCUGGACCCGAGCGUGGGCUCCAGCUUCAAGAUCCCCUCGGCGUCGCUCUCCAUCUUCGACACCCUGAGCGUCAUCGCCUGGGCGCCCGUGUACGACCGCCUCAUCGUCCCCGCCGCGCGGCGCUGGACGGGCCACCCGCGCGGCUUCACCCAGCUCCAGCGCAUGGGCAUCGGCCUCGCCGUCUCCGUGCUGGCCAUGGUCGCCGCGGGGGCCCUGGAGGUGCUCAGGCUCCACGUGGCGGCGUCGCACGGCAUGCUCGACUCGACGGCCUACCUGCCCAUCUCCAUCUUAUGGCAGGUGCCGCAGUACUUCAUCAUCGGCGCCUUCGAGGUGUUCACCUUCAUCGGCCAGAUCGAGUUCUUCUACGACCAGGCGCCCGACGCCAUGAGGAGCAUGGGCACCGCGCUCUCGCUCACCUCGUCGGCGCUCGGCAGCUACCUCAGCGCGCUGCUCGUGUCCGUCGUCACCGCCGUCACCACCAGGAACGGCGGCCUCGGGUGGAUCCCCGACAACCUCAACCGGGGCCACCUCGACUACUUCUUCUGGCUGCUCUCGCUGCUCAGCGUCAUCAACUUCCUCGUCUACCUCUUGAUUGCAAAGUGGUACAAGUACAAGCAGCCGUCCACUACCGCCGCAACGUCGACUUAG
Messenger RNA from Setaria italica (foxtail millet), 1755 nucleotides. Its product is annotated as protein NRT1/ PTR FAMILY 8.2. The transcript has a single exon. Gene Ontology annotation, cellular component: membrane. The record is from RefSeq and is a predicted model, not a curated record. Gene Ontology annotation, molecular function: transmembrane transporter activity. Gene Ontology annotation, biological process: transmembrane transport. Bases 1 to 1755 code for a protein of 584 amino acids. Lineage: Eukaryota; Viridiplantae; Streptophyta; Magnoliopsida; Poales; Poaceae.